CUCAAUUUUAAAAGUACGGACAUAUCAACGCAAGAAAAAAACUCGAGCCAUAGAGAAAACAAAAAUGCCAAAGACGUCCCCACACACUCACACCCGAAAACGGCCAUGAAGCUAGGUCGGAAGUGGAUGGGAUUUCUUAUCUUCCAACACCACACUCUCAGAUUACGCAGAAUCCAAAAAAUGAAAACUCGAAGAAGAACAUUGCUUCCUUAGUCCAAUCACAACUCACACAUGAACUCCAAACUUCCCACUUCCAUGGACGCUCUCUUCGUUAACCAAUCUCUCUCUCACCUCAAACUCUCUCCAAAGCAAAACCAGUGUCCUUACUUCACCACCUCUUCUCCUUCUCCUUUCACCGCCACCCAAUCCAUUCGCCUCAGGCCCGGCCCAAAGCCCAAUCUCACGACGGUCCACGUCAUCCAAAACCAAGAGAACCCCAAAACACUCGCCGCCGCCGCCGCCGACGAGUACUACGGCGAAGUCAGCAAGAUCAUCGGCUCGAGAGCGCUCGAUGGCGACGCCGUCGGAAUGGAGUACCUGAUCGAGUGGAAGGACGGCCACGCGCCGUCGUGGGUCCCGGCUGACUACAUCGCCAAGGACGUCGUCGCAGAGUACGAGACUCCCUGGUGGACCGCCGCAAAGAAAGCCGACGAGAACGCCCUCAGAGCCCUGGUCGAGGCUGAAGACGGCCGCGACGUCAACGCAGUUGACUCCGACGGCCGGACGGCCCUCCACUUCGUGUCGGGGCUGGGCUCGGAGCCGUGCGUGAAAAUCCUCGCCGAGGCCGGUCCGGACCUUGACCGGCGCGACAAAGCCGGCGGGUUGACGGCGCUGCACAUGGCGGCGGGGUACGCCAGGGCCAGCGUGGUGAGUUUACUCCUCCGUCUUGGCGCGGAUCCCGAGGUGGAAGACGAUCGGCGGCGGACGCCGUUGGAUCUGGCGAGGGAGAUUCUGAUGGCGACGCCGAGGGGGAAUCCGAUGGAGUUCGGGAGGAGAUUGGGGCUGGAAGGGGCGGUUAGGGCGUUGGAAGGGGCGGUUUUCGAGUACGCGGGGGUGGAGGAGAUUAUGGAGAGGAGAGGGAAAGGAGAGAAUUUGGAGUACUUGGUGAAGUGGAAGGACGGAGAGAAUAAUGAGUGGGUGAAGGCGAGAUUUGUGGCGGAGGAUUUGGUGAGGGAUUACGAGGCGGGGCUGGAAUACGCGGUGGCGGAGGCGGUGGUGGGAAAGAGGGUCGGGGAUGAUGGGAAGAAUGAGUACUUGGUGAAGUGGGCGGAUAUGGAGGAUGCCACGUGGGAGCCGGAGGAGAAUGUUGAUCCUUAUCUGAUUAAAGAGUUUGAGGAGGAGGGUCAAAAUGAGAGAAAAGUUGAUGUUGGGGUAGAGUUGAGUAAUGAUGGGCAAUGAAAGGUUUUGUUUUUGUAAUUUCUUUUUGUCUUUGUAUAUUGUGGAUGAUAAAUGAUAAUGGUUAUGAGUAAUGAGAAGAU
Morus notabilis is the source of this 1478-nucleotide messenger RNA. Its product is annotated as signal recognition particle 43 kDa protein, chloroplastic. The coding region runs from base 232 to 1398 and encodes 388 amino acids. Gene Ontology annotation, cellular component: cytoplasm; nucleus. The record is from RefSeq and is a predicted model, not a curated record. Lineage: Eukaryota; Viridiplantae; Streptophyta; Magnoliopsida; Rosales; Moraceae. The transcript has a single exon. Gene Ontology annotation, molecular function: protein binding.